AUGCAAAAUUUUUUGAGACCGCAAAAACAUUAUCUAUCUGCUACUUUAAUGACACAAAAAAUUAAACACUAUGGAGUAAUAAGUGAUAACAUUCUUCCAAAUGUUGAUUUUCAUAACUUACCCUUAAAAAAGGGAAAGUUGGUAACAUCGGAUAUUCGAGAAUGCUCAGAUGAUUAUAUUUGCCAACUCUAUAUGUUUUUAAAAAAUGUUGGAAUAAGAAUUACAGAAUCAUUUUUAUAUGGAAUAAGUGGUCCAAACAGGAAAACACUAAGGAUUCCAUUUUGUAAUGGAGUAAAAGCUAGCUCAUUCAACUAUUUUUUUUUUAAUAGCCCAAAUUUAGAGAUUGUUGAUUUAAGUAACUGUUAUCAGGUAAAUAAUAGAGUAAUCAAAUGCAUUAUUUCAAAUUGCAAAAAGUUAAAAGAACUGAAUAUUUGUGGAUGCAAAUUAGUAACUGACUCUGCUUUUAACACAGAGUUAUUUUCGCCGAUUGGAUCUUGUAUGACUAAUUUGAGGGUAUUAAAUUUUGAAGGUUGUUCUCAAAUAAUUGAUUUACAAAGCAUUAUUAAACGAACAAGGGAUUUAGAGGUAUUGAAUAUUUCUCAUUGUAGGAAUAUAACCAUUUCAACACUUGAAGAUGUAAUUCAAUGUUGUACAAAUUUAAAGGAGCUAGAUAUUUCAUCAUGUGAUGGGAUUAGUGAUAAUUACUACCAAUUUAAUUGUAUUACGAGCACGAAUAUUGAGAAAAUAUCAAUGUCAAGGUCAAAUUUAUCAAGCUCUACGCUCGAUAAGGUUAUUUCAUCUAUGGAGAAUCUCAAAUUUCUCAACUUAAAUUAUAGUGUUAAUGUGAAUGAUGAAAUAUUUAUUAAGAUAUCAUCAAAACUUGUGAAAUUGGUUAAUUUAUCUUUAAAGAGCUGUGCAAAUAUUUCUGAUAAAUCUUUUUAUUAUUUAGGAGAAAAUUUGAAAGAACUUGAACAUUUGGACAUCUCAUGGUGCCCAACAUUAACAUCCAGAUCGCUUAAAUAUCUUGCAUUGAGAUAUUCUAAAAAUAAUGUAAAAAAAUUAAAAACUCUCAAAUUAAGUCAAAAUACAAACUUGGGGAAUUUUUUUGAAACAGAUGAUCAUUUUACUGAGAUGCUUGACGUUUACAAAAAAAAAAUUCCCAAAUUAAAUUUAGAUAAUCAAUUUAAUUCUUCAUCUGAUGAAUUAAGUUUGAUUCCAAAAUCGAAUAAUACUCAGUCACAGCAAAAUUGCUUCUAUGAAUCUCGAACAAAUAUUUUACAAGAUGAAAUACUAGAAGAAUGUAUAACAAAAUUGAUAGAUCAUGCAAAUAUUAAAACUAAACUUGUUGGGGGUGGACUUACUCCUUUGUCUAUGUGCUUAUUAAUCAAAUACAAUUCUGAAACUCUAGUUGAUCUUGAAUUGGAAGGACUAAAGAAUGUUACUACGAGCGAUGUUUUGGAACAUAUUGGAAUGCUCUGUGCAAAUCUUAAGAAUUUGAGUAUCAGCAUUUUUGAAAAUGAUGAUUUUUGUAUUAGUUCCUUUGAUAAAAUUUGCAAAAAUUGUAUUAAUCUAAAUUCUCUUUCAUUAGACAUUUCAAAUAUUGAGUCGGAAUAUCACCAUUCAUCAAUAAUUUAUUGUAUUUCAAAUGAAGAUUCACUAUUAAAAGUAAAAGAACUAAGUAUUAUAAUGAAUCCUAAAAUUGGCAUUUCAGACGAAAACUUAGAUUCACUUUUUUCAUCAUGCAAAUUUCAACUUUCGAAAUUAAAAAUUAGAAAUUUCAGGGGGUUUUCAAAAAAAUAUAUAAUAGAAAACAAUUCAAAAUUUCAAAGUUUUUUUUCUAAUAUAAUAGAAAUCAGUUUAUCAGAAAAUGAUUAUGCAAAUGAUGAUGACAUCAUUUUCUUAUUGAAAUUGGUUAGGGCCCCAAGCUAUGUUGAGUUAAUCAACUUCAAUAAUACUUCAAUUGAUUUGCCCAAGUAUAUUUGGGAAAAUUUCCAAAGUAUUAAACGACUAAAUGUAUUCAAUAACAAAACUAAGGUAUUACUAGAAAGAUUCAAUUAG
Cryptosporidium ubiquitum is the source of this 2058-nucleotide messenger RNA. RefSeq lists its product as uncharacterized. The transcript has a single exon. Gene Ontology annotation, cellular component: SCF ubiquitin ligase complex. Gene Ontology annotation, biological process: SCF-dependent proteasomal ubiquitin-dependent protein catabolic process. The record is from RefSeq and is a predicted model, not a curated record. The coding region runs from base 1 to 2058 and encodes 685 amino acids. NCBI's taxonomy places the organism in Eukaryota, Apicomplexa, Conoidasida, Eucoccidiorida, Cryptosporidiidae.